GUGGAAUAAUCAAUAAAAAAAAUACCAAUCAGCUGUCUAGAUUUGUCUGUGUGUUUCAAGUCGAACAACAAAUAGCUGAGGAUAUGGCGCACGUACAAUUCCUCGACGAGAUAAUCAGGGAAUAUCUUCUGUUCAGAGGUUUCGGGUCAACGGUUAAAUCGUUCGAGGCGGACUUGAAGGGGGACAGGGAGAAGAGUUUCAGAGCGGACAAAAUCAUCGAUCAACUAUGGCAUUUCAUCGGUAUAUACGACCUGAACUCGCUGAAGGAUCUCUGGAAUCAUCUGGACACGCACAUGUUCGCGAAACUGGAGAGCCACUUCACAUCAGGUGUCAAGAAGUUGGAGAAUGGAGUGUUGAAGAUGUAUCUGGUGAAUGCAGUGGUCAACAAUAAACCAGAAAAGGUCACAGAGUUCUUCACCAAGCUUACACCGGAGUUGCAGAAUCAGAGCGAAUGGAAGGAAUGGUUCAUGCUUCCUUACAUUAAAAACCCAGAGGAGAAUCCAACUUUCUCUCUGCAUUUCACCAAACAAUGGCAGGAUACGCUGUUGGUGUCUCUGAAUAACUUUCUGGCUUCAAUAUUUCAGUAUAUGCCGACGCCUACCCUGAUGCGCUUCGAGGAGGACGCCAACCGGAUAAGGAACCUUGAUCAGACCAAUCAGGCGCUGAGGAAGCAGAUCGAGGGGUUGACGGCGAGCGGAGCGGAGGAUGGAGGUGGCGGUGCCGCGACCACGCCCUGUCACAUCGACCCGCCCCAGCACCUGCUGGACGACUUCUACAUCAUCGCGCAGGAGAGUUCGUCGAGCGACAGUCAGGCGAAGAGUCUGAAGAAUCUCAUCAGGAACAUGGGCAGCGGCUCCAGUCCGAUCCUCGGCCGCAAGGACAACAACGGUGUGCGCAAACGUCCUCGCGGCCAGAGCUACUUUUACGAUACGUAACGAACACGAUGAAGAAGGAGUAUACCUACAUAUAACAAAAGACUUCG
This is a messenger RNA of Nicrophorus vespilloides, 982 nucleotides long. RefSeq names its product WD repeat-containing protein 91. NCBI's taxonomy places the organism in Eukaryota, Metazoa, Arthropoda, Insecta, Coleoptera, Silphidae. The record is from RefSeq and is a predicted model, not a curated record. Gene Ontology annotation, molecular function: phosphatidylinositol 3-kinase regulator activity. Gene Ontology annotation, cellular component: late endosome membrane; early endosome membrane; extrinsic component of endosome membrane. The transcript is spliced from 4 exons. Gene Ontology annotation, biological process: early endosome to late endosome transport. Bases 84 to 935 code for a protein of 283 amino acids.